CCGCGGCCAGGAGGGGCUAUGGCGGCGGCCAGGCUCUGCUCCCUGCCCGGGCGGGCUCUGUACUGGCACAUUCUGGGGCCAGUGAGGCAGCGGCGUGGCUACCGCGGGGACUCCCCGAAGGACUCGGGCAAGGACGUGCUGGAGAUCCCUCUGCCCCCCUGGCAGGAGCGUCCCAACGAGCCUCUGGAGACCAAGAGAGCCAGGCUGCUGUAUGAGAGCCGCAAAAGGGGCAUGCUGGAGAACUGCAUCCUGCUCAGCCUCUUUGCAAAGGAGAACCUGAGCAAGAUGAGCGAGCAGCAGCUGAACCUCUACGACCGCCUCAUCAACGAGCCCAGCAACGACUGGGACAUCUACUACUGGGCCACAGAAGCCAAGCCCACCCCAGCUGAGUUUGAGAACGAUGUGAUGGCCAUGCUGAGGGACUUUGCCAAGAACAAGAAGAGGGAGCAGAGGCUGAGGCAGCCAGACCUGGAGUACCUCUUUGAGCCACCCCGCUGACAGAAGAGCCUCCUUCACCCUCCCCAUCCCCUGGAGCAGAGGAGAGAAACACAGAGCCCUGUGGGAAUGCUGCUGCUGCUGCUGCUCCUCUCCUCCUCCUCCUCCUCUUCCUCCAGCAGCAGCUUUUGGACUCUCAGGAUGUGCUGAA
Indicator indicator is the source of this 646-nucleotide messenger RNA. It is a transcript of the gene SDHAF2, whose product is annotated as succinate dehydrogenase complex assembly factor 2. Lineage: Eukaryota; Metazoa; Chordata; Aves; Piciformes; Indicatoridae. The record is from RefSeq and is a predicted model, not a curated record. Gene Ontology annotation, biological process: mitochondrial respiratory chain complex II assembly; mitochondrial electron transport, succinate to ubiquinone; tricarboxylic acid cycle. Gene Ontology annotation, cellular component: mitochondrion. The transcript is spliced from 4 exons. The coding region runs from base 19 to 498 and encodes 159 amino acids.